Molecule: messenger RNA, 2198 nt
Organism: Ictalurus punctatus (channel catfish)
Lineage: Eukaryota; Metazoa; Chordata; Actinopteri; Siluriformes; Ictaluridae
Gene: mcfd2
Product: multiple coagulation factor deficiency 2, ER cargo receptor complex subunit
Exons: 4
Coding region: 69-629 (186 amino acids)
Molecular function (GO): calcium ion binding
Source: RefSeq, a predicted model, not a curated record
AUCCAAUUAGAAUUAGCUGUCGUGUCCAGAAGGUGAAAGGGAACUACGGCAAGCGAAGCGGACUAUAAAUGCGCAGUCAGUUCGGCAUUGAGUCUUACUGGUUACUUUGGUGUAAUAAUCUGCAAAUAUUUACAAACGGACUCGAACUUCAGAAACAGCAGGACAUCAUCAUCUUCAUUAUGGGGUAUACAAAGGGGCAGCUAUGGUGCUGCCUGCUGCUGCUGCUGUCCUGCUGUUUGCUUUGUGUUCACUCGCAUGAAGAACAUCAUGGUCAGGUUUCAGGAGACCCACAUCCUCCCAUCACCCGCUUGGACAAGAACAUGGUACAGGACAAAGACCACAUCAUGGAGCAUUUAGAUGGGGUGAUCGACAAGCCAGAGUCGGACAUGACCCCUCAAGAACUGCAGCUUCACUAUUUCAAAAUGCAUGACUAUGACGGUAACAACCUGCUGGAUGGGCUCGAGCUUGCCACUGCCAUUACACAUGUACACAAGGAGGAGAAAGGUGAAAACAGCACACCAAUGAAAGAGCAGGAGCUCAUCAGUAUUAUCGAUCAAGUCCUUCGGGAUGAUGACAAAAACAACGAUGGCUACAUCGACUACGCUGAGUUUGCGAAGUCUCUCCAGUAACGAGGGAGGUGUGAGCGGUGUGUGUGUGAGUGGUGGUGGGGUAUUUAGGUGUGUGUGUGUGUGUGUGUGUGUGUGUGUGUGUGUGUGUGUGUGUGUGUGUGUGUGUGUUGCCUUACUGUGAGCUCUGAUUACCUCUAAUUGAACGGUAUCAGCGAUCCACGUGUAUGCAUUACACGUACACAGCAAAGCUACAGUGUUCCUCGAACUGAGUGGCUGCUCACAGAAAUAGACUUUUUGCUAUUUCAACACAUUUUAUUGAGCUCCUAAAGCACUUCUAAUUCAAUGAUAUGACUGUCAUCUCCCUCCAGGAUUGAAUCUGAGCAGCGAGGAUCUACUGAACGUACGUUUAUCCCAUCAGAAUACACUGUAGGAAGAAGUUAGAUGGAUUGUAUUAUGAUGCGAGAUGUCCUAAAGAAACCAAAUAUUGCCUGAAUUCUCCACUCGUGUCAGAACGAACCUGCCAAAUACAUCUGCUGUGAAGAAAUGUCCCCCUUUAUUAUUGCUGCGGUGUUUUAAAGCAACGUUCGAAUGCAAAGCAAUGGCUGGAGUUGAAAUGUGAUAUAAUAACUUCCUUUCCUUACUGAGAGAACCUCUUCAUCUAGCACUGAUGGAUAAUUGUCAAGCUUACUAACUUUGAAUGAAAUCAUUUAUACAGGCCAUGAUUUUUAAUACAUGACUUUGGUAUGAGAAACUGACAUAAGAAAUGUCUGCCACAUCCCAGUUCUUGUGUUAUUUGUGUUUCAAGCCUAGAAGAAUUUUCUUCCCGGCUUUACUGUAGAUAACCAGCUGCUACUUUGGCUCUGUGUGUGAUUAUACAAACAUAGUGGCCAUAUUUAUCACACUUCUCAACAGUGCUGAUACCAGGAUCAGGUCUUGCUUUUACCAAUAAUGAUGGGUCUGGUAAGUGUGAUUUAAACUGGUUACCUAGUAUGCUGUUGAUCACAUGAAGGUUCCUCUCUGCAGUGUUUUCCUUGUGUUUCCCAUCAUUGUGUGUGGGGGAAACAAAGUUUAGAGGAUUCUGUCCUCUGUUAAAAAAAAACAGUUAAGUGUAAUGAAGGGACUCUUUUUCUUCCUUUUUUUUUUUUCUUCUAGACGACACAAUUUUUUUUCCUUCUUCCCAUCACACAAGUUGAAUGUAAUCUAAGCCUGUCGUUUUUUGUCAUGUGUUACUGUUGUUGUAAAUUCUCAGCUUUACUUGAGUUAUUUGUGAACAGGGAAGAUGGACAACAAUGACCAUAUGCCAAGUCAAAUUUAUUUCUGUCAAAAUAUUUGACAUCUGAUGUUGAAAUACAUUUGAAGUUAUGUGUGUGUGUGUGUGUGUGUGUGUGUGUGUGUGUGUGUGUGUGUGUAUCAUUUGAAAUGUAGCAUUGCGUAAGAACCCAUAUUCAGGUGGUAAGAGGAUUAUCUACAAAUCUAAACAUUAAAUCCAGUUAAACCAGACUAGUCAGAAUGUAAAUAUGAGGUGGGUUUGGGAAGGAAGUGUGAAUGAACUAUUUUUGUUUUAGAAAAGUAUAUUAAUAACUUCAAGACAACCUCUGUUUUGGAACUGUAAUAAAAUGUGUGAAAAUA